Xiphophorus couchianus (Monterrey platyfish) is the source of this 1857-nucleotide messenger RNA. It is a transcript of the gene cthrc1b, whose product is annotated as collagen triple helix repeat containing 1b. The coding region runs from base 439 to 1209 and encodes 256 amino acids. The record is from RefSeq and is a predicted model, not a curated record. NCBI's taxonomy places the organism in Eukaryota, Metazoa, Chordata, Actinopteri, Cyprinodontiformes, Poeciliidae. The transcript is spliced from 5 exons.
UCAUCUGUUUUUACUCUGACACCCUUAAGUAAAAGCCUGUGCAAGCAAUUUAUCUUAGAAGUCACCUGAUAAUUUAUUUAGUUAUUGCAAAGAAUAGAAAAACUUAAGAUAUGGAAAGCAGAAUAAGAAUCGAAAACCACAUUUUGUUUUUUAAAAUCUUUUUCGCUUACACUUUACUGUUAUGCUGUAGUGAGGCACUCUUGAUCUGAGCUCGGAUUUUUUUUUUUUUUUUACACUGACUCAAGAUCUUGACAGAGUGGCCUCACUCUGCCCCCCUCCACAUCACCCAGGAAUGUUUUCUUUAGCUCCGUCUCUGCGCGGUGACUGGCUCCUUCCCCUGUCGGCCUGCCCUCCUCCGGCCUCCUGCUUAGACGGACUGUCGCCUCGCAUCGCUCCCUCACACGGCGGCUCACUGACUCGGCUGUCACCACCGGCAGGAUGUCUCCUCUGGCGAGCCGCCUGCUCGUCCUCCUCUGCCUGGCGUUGCCUCUUUACGGCGUGGAAAAGGUGAAAAACAGAGGAUACCGAAAGGAACCCGACGUUGACAAGUGCACAGGAAACGAUGCAGACAAACCCAACUGCACUAGACACUCCUCGGACGAGGGAAGACCUCCUUGUCGGAGCAGCAUGUAUGGCAGCUGCAUGCAAGGCCCAGCAGGAACCCCUGGAAGAGACGGCAACCCCGGAGCCAACGGCAUUCCAGGCACGCCGGGCAUCCCGGGCCGUGACGGGCUCAAAGGUGAAAAAGGGGAAUGCGUGAGCGAGAUCUUUGAGGAACCCUGGAGGCCCAACUACAAGCAGUGCGCCUGGAACGCACUGAAUUAUGGGAUCGACCUGGGUAAAGUGGCGGACUGCACGUUCACCAAGCUGCGCUCGGACAGCGCUCUCAGAGUCCUCUUCAGCGGUUCCCUGCGACUCAAGUGCAAGAACGCCUGCUGCCAGCGGUGGUACUUCACCUUCAACGGGGCCGAGUGCACGGGACCCCUGCCGGUGGAGUCAAUCAUCUACUUGGACCAGGGGAGUCCGGAGCUCAACUCCACUAUCAACAUCCACAGAACAUCCUCAGUUGAGGGGCUGUGCGAGGGCGUCAAGGCAGGGUUGGUGGACGUGGCGGUGUGGGUGGGGACCUGCGCCGAUUAUCCCCGGGGAGACGCUUCCACGGGGUGGAAUUCUGUGUCCAGGAUCAUCAUAGAGGAACUGCCUAAAUGAGAAGACAGAGUGAUGUGAAAGGGAGGACCCUGUCUUUGUUGUGUAGGAGCAAGUCGCCUGACAUGCCAGAAAUAAUCAGGUACGGCCGGUUGAGGCGUGACAGAGCCACUGAUGGUACCUUGAAUGUUUUUUUUUGUUGUUGUUCUGUUUAAUUACACGUACAGAAAAUUCUGUUGCUCCGCUUCCUAGAAGUAAAUUCUGUACUGUCUUUUUUUUUUUUGUUUUUUUGUUGUUGGUCUGCUGGUGGCCUAGUAAUUGAUUACAGUAACCAUUCAAAUGUACUGUAUGACGUUUGUGUGUGUGUGUGUGUGUGUGUGUGUGUGUGUGUGUGUGUGUGUGUCAUUUCUGUCAAUAAAAUCACCUUUUUCUAAAGACUCGACUUUAUCACUUGUAGGAAGUGGAAGACGUGGGAUUUCCAGGUUUUGAGAAAUGUGGACAAGAAAACUGAGCUUAGGAACAUAUUUAUAUUUUACAGAAAAUGUCCCGUUGUCUGACUUGUGUCCAUUCGUCAGUUCAUCCUUCCAUUUUUUCCAUUUCUUCAUCCAACGUCGCGUCUUUUGAUUCAUGCAUUUAAUCAACAUCAUUCAUCUGUCAGUUCAUCUAUUAUUAACCCACCCAUCUGUUUGUCCAUUGUUUUUUUUAGCAUCC